This is a messenger RNA of Impatiens glandulifera, 729 nucleotides long. Its product is annotated as xyloglucan endotransglucosylase/hydrolase protein 3-like. NCBI's taxonomy places the organism in Eukaryota, Viridiplantae, Streptophyta, Magnoliopsida, Ericales, Balsaminaceae. Bases 1 to 729 code for a protein of 242 amino acids. The transcript is spliced from 4 exons. The record is from RefSeq and is a predicted model, not a curated record. Gene Ontology annotation, molecular function: xyloglucan:xyloglucosyl transferase activity; hydrolase activity, hydrolyzing O-glycosyl compounds. Gene Ontology annotation, biological process: xyloglucan metabolic process; cell wall biogenesis.
AUGUCUACAAACUCAAUCCCAGUUAGAGAUAUUGUGAUUCUUCUAAGUUUAUGGGUUACAAUUGUCAUAAGUGACAAUUUUAACGUAAACUUCGAACCUGGAUGGGGAUCUAAUCAUUUGACUGUGCUCGAUCAAGGAAAUACAGUAGAGCUUCUUAUGGAUCAAUCAUCUGGUGCUGGGUUUAGAUCCAAACAUGAGUAUUACAAUGGUGUAUUUAGAAUGAGAAUGAAGCUACCACAAUACAAAACCGGAGGAAUUAUUAUCUCCUUUUAUUUGAUAUCAAAACAAGGUACUGGAAAUCAUGAUGAACUUGACUUUGAGUUUAUUGGCAUAAGUGGAUUAUUACAAACAAAUAUCUUCACCAAUGAUGGAGGACAUAGGGAAGAGAAAAUUAAACUUUGGUUUGAUCCCACUCAGGAAUUUCACACUUAUGAAAUUGAUUUGAAUUGGAAUAGAAUUUUGUUUAUCGUAGACGGUAGACAAAUAAGGGAGUUCAAGAACAGUGGAGGGAACUACAUAACAAAACCAUUGCAUGUGGAGGCAAGCAUUUGGAAUGCAGCUUGGGCUGGGAAUGUUGAUUGGUCAAAAGGACCUUAUAAAACCUAUUAUCAAGACUUCUAUAUUCAAGGCACUAUAGCUAAUUCAGGAAACAUUCAAAUGGAUAGUAAUUCUUCCAACAUUCAUAAUAACUCCAAAGACAGUAAUAAUUCCAAAGGGAUAAUCCAUUAA